Molecule: messenger RNA, 2503 nt
Organism: Zophobas morio
Lineage: Eukaryota; Metazoa; Arthropoda; Insecta; Coleoptera; Tenebrionidae
Exons: 20
Coding region: 452-2503 (683 amino acids)
Biological process (GO): maturation of SSU-rRNA from tricistronic rRNA transcript (SSU-rRNA, 5.8S rRNA, LSU-rRNA); ribosomal small subunit assembly
Cellular component (GO): small-subunit processome; Pwp2p-containing subcomplex of 90S preribosome
Molecular function (GO): protein binding
Source: RefSeq, a predicted model, not a curated record
UAAAGGCGGAAACCUUCUAUUCACUUCUGAUGGAAAUCAAGUUAUUAGUCCGGUGGGAAAUCGCCUUUCCAUAUUUGAUCUUGUAAACAAUAAAGUAGUUACCCUCCCUUGUGAAAACAAUAAAGAUAUUUAUCGUAUAGCUUUGUCUCCUAACGGAAGUCUACUCAUUUCCAUUGACCUUGAUGGAAGAGCUCUAUUAGUAAACUACUGUAAAGGGGUUGUCUUAAGUGACUUUAACUUUAAAAACAAAGUUUCCGAUAUUAAAUUUAGCCCAGAUGGCAGAUUCUUUGCUGUUGCUAUUGGGAAACAACUACAGGUUUGGAGAUCUCCUUCUCUCUGCAAGGAAUUCGCUCCAUUCAUACUUCAUCGAAAAUACACUGGCCAUCAUGAUGCUCUCACUUCCGUCAACUGGUCGGGGGAUAGCAAGCUAUUGAUUACUGGUUCCAAAGAUAUGACGGCGCGCAUAUACACUGCGCAUCCGGUCGAGGAUUUCACUCCUAUAACGUUAACAGGUCAUAGAAAUUCGGUGGUCAAUGUUUUUUUUGCGGUCUCCAUGGAAUACGUUUACACCAUCAGUAAGGAUGGGGCUCUGUUUACAUGGAAAAAUUUGUCCUCUGAUGGCAUUUCGACUUUGAAGUGGUCGCUGGAGAAAAAGUUUUACUUUGAAAAGCACGCGCAGGUCACCUCGUCUGCUUUUCAUCCAACCCUUCAGCUCCUGGUCGUCGGCUUUAGUUCCGGUUUGUUUGGCAUUUACGAACUUCCUGUACCCAAUGGGAUCCACUUUCUGAGCAUUUCUCAGAGGCGUGUCAGUUCGGUGGCUAUCAACGCGAGCGGCGACUGGCUUGCAUUUGGCUGCUCUCGGAUUGGCCAACUCCUUGUUUGGGAAUGGAAGAGCGAGACUUUUAUACUGAAGCAACAAGGUCAUUUUUAUGAUAUGAAUGUGCUGGACUUCUCUUCGAACGGUCAGUAUAUCGUGACUGGCGGCGAUGAUUCUAAAGUGAAAGUAUGGAACACUCGGUCCGGAUUUUGUUUCGUUACUUUUAAAGAGCAUUCAGCGGCUGUUACUGGUGUUCGGUUUAGUCCGAGAGACAAAGUUAUUUUUUCUUCCUCGUUGGACGGCACGGUCCGCGCCUUUGAUCUUAUGCGCUACAGGAACUUUAGAACUUUUACAAGCCCGUCGCCUGUUCAGUUUUUAUCGCUCGCUAUAGAUGUCAGCGGGGACAUCGUCUGUGCGGGCUCCCUCGAUACCUUUGAGAUAUUUGUUUGGUCUGUUCGCACAGGUCACCUUGUGGAACUUCUUACUGGCCACGAGGGCCCGGUGACGUGUCUCGAGUUCAGCCCAUCCGUGCCGGUUCUAUACAGCGGCUCGUGGGAUCAUUCUGUGCGUGUUUGGGACGUUUUUGAGCGCAAAGGAACCCCCGAAGUUUUGGUGCAUAAGUCCGACGUAAGAGCCCUUGCUUUACGACCCGACGGCGGCGAACUUUGCGUGUCUUCUUUGGAUGGCGAUCUUACCAUCUGGGAUUUGAGCGAUAACCGACAGUCAGGAUCGCUGAACUGCCGACGCGAUAUAGGCACCGGUCGAAAGCAAAGCGAUCUCGUUUCUUCUAAUAAUAACCCUUCUGGCAAAUGUUUCACUGGUCUUUGUUACAGUGCAGACGGGCGCUGUCUUGUGGCUGGCGGGAAAUCCAGAUAUGUCUGCAUUUACGAGCUCUCCCAGAAAGUUCUAUUGAAGAAGUUCAGAGUUUCCAAAAAUCAGAGCCUGGAUGGUAUAAGCGAAAAGCUCAAUAGCAAGUUUAUGACUGAGGCCGGCCCCCUGCAGACCAUUGACCACGCCGAGGAUAGCGAGGAGGAAGGUCGCUACGAUCUCUACCUGCCCGGCGUGGCCAAGGGGGACUUGAGCUCCAGGCGGACAAGGCCGGAAAUUCAGGUCAAAAGCGUUCGGUUCUCGCCCACCGGUUGCAGCUGGGCAGCCUGCACCACUGAAGGGCUGCUUAUAUACUCACUUGAUGAGCGGGCCACGUUUGAUCCAUUCGAUCUCGACCCGGACGUCACUCCUGCGCGUGUUCUAUCUUUACUCCAAGACCAGGAGUACCACAAGUCACUCAGCAUGGCGUUUCGCUUGAAUGAAAAGCCUUUUAUAAAGCACGUGGUUGAGUCCAUCCCGUUGGAAAACAUACUGCCCACUGUUCAGGCCCUGCAUCCUUCUUACGUAGUCAAACUUCUGGCCUAUACCAGCGAGGCUCUCGACUCCACUGUCCAUCUAGAGUUUUACUUGACGUGGUGUUUCCACAUAUUCAACUGCCACGGUAGAUAUAUAAAGGAUAAUGAUUUGAACCAUAUGAGUAUACUUCGCCUACUCCAGAGAAGUAUUAUACAGUAUAAAGAGUCCCUUUAUCGUUUGUGCGAUAGUAAUAAUUACGCAAUGGAAUAUAUUAAAACUCUGAGCAGUUUUUAUAAAGAGGCUUCUACACUAGAGACCUUAAAUUCCAAUUUAAUUAAAUAA